UCCCAAGUGUGUGUAGUGUUUUGGUGUUUUAAAGAUGGCGGCCGUGGGGUUGUCAAGAACCACCACGAGACUUUUGAAUUCUCGUUUGCCGGUGAUUGUCGUGUGUGGGGCAACCGGCACUGGGAAAUCGAAACUCGCUCUAGAAUUGGCAGUGAAAUAUGGAGGUGAAAUCAUUAGUGCCGAUUCUAUGCAGAUCUACCAAGGGCUGGACAUAAUCACGAAUAAAGUCACGUUGGAAGAGCGGCAGCUCGUCCCCCAUCAUCUCAUCGAUUGCGCAUCACCCUUGACCCGCUGGACCGUCGUGGACUUUCAACGCAAAUCGUUGGCUGUUAUUGACGACUUGCUGCUCAACGGACGGGUGCCGGUCAUCGUUGGCGGGACUCACUACUAUAUCGAGUCGUUGCUAUGGAAAGUGUUGCUGGACGGUGACCACAAGUCCGGCCAGGACCAGACGACUUUGCUUUACGAACGAGACGAGCAGCUGCGACGGCAACGGCCGUCCACGUCCACUCAGACGGCCCAGACGCUCGACGACGGGAACGAUAAUGACGAGCUACUUUUGAAAUUAUUACCGUUGGGCGAGGUGGGAUCGGACGCCAAGGCGCUGGAGCAUUUGAGCAGCGCCAGACUUCACCAGCUGUUGAGGAAGGUCGAUCCCGUUAUGGCCGACACUAUACACCCGAAUAACCGACGUAAAAUCUUCAGGUCUCUGCAAGCGUGGCAACAGCACGGCCGACCCCAUAGUGAGCUGCUCCGGUCGCAACGGGACUCUGAGGGAGGCUCGACGCUGGGAGGUCCCCUCCGCUACGACGCCGACCGAACGCUCAUCUUCUGGGUCCAAUGUCAACAGGAGGUGCUGGACCGUCGACUCGAUGCCCGUGUGGAUGACAUGAUGUCUCGCGGCCUUGUAGCCGAAUUGGCCCAUUUCCACCACCUUUACAACGAACGGCGCCUACAGGAUGAAAAAAUCAAGGAAGCGGAUUACACCAUCGGCAUUUUCCAGUCGAUCGGACUGAAGGAGUUUCACGAAUUCCUGGUGCUGCCAUCUAGCGAGCAGACGACUCAAACGGGACGGCGUCUCCUCGACCAGGGCGUGGAGGCCCUGAAAAGCCGCACCAGACGCUACGCCCGUAAACAGACGAAAUGGAUCGUCAAGCGUUUCCUUGAGCAACCCGAUCGCCAGGUGCCUCCGGUGUACGGACUGGAUGCCACGGAUGUGACCGAGUGGAACGAGAAGGUCCGCGACGUGGCUUUCCGGAUUGUCGACUCUUUUGGCUCCGACGAGGAGCAAACGGGAGACGGGAGCGAGUGCCGGCCCAAGCCGCUGGCCGUCGCCGAGACGACGACGCGGGAAGAGCAAACGUCCUUUCACUGCCCGCUCUGCGAAAAGGUGACGGUCGGCCAGCGCCAGUGGCAAGAACACCUCGGCAGUAACCGACACCGCAAACUGGUCAAACGGGCGGCGACCAACGGAGACGGCCUCGACCAGCAGUCCAAACCUAGACGACGCCAACCAAGGAGCGCCAAGACGGACCGAGCUGACGAAGACGAAACAAACGCGGGCGGAUCGCAGGAGGCGGCUUUGACAUCCGCUCAGGCUGCCCAGGAGGAACAGCAGCAGCAGCCACAACUACCAUCACUACAAAUAGAUCAGCAGACCUCUUAAACAACCAACGUUAGCGCGCCCAGCCUGCCCGGCAGACUUUGAAAAACAACACAAAAAAUUCCCGUCUCUUUCCCUCUAGAUCUUUUCUUCUCUUUCCGGAAAAGUCCUUAAAUGAUCCGGCGUCGUUUAAUGAUCCGCUUCCCUUUCAUUCUUUUUUCUCUUCUCCAGGGCAGCCCGGCGUGUUGUGUGAUAUUUCUCCCGUUUGCCGGCCAAUGUUUCGCACAAUAAAACCAAAAUUUGUAGAAGGAAAAAGCUGAAACUGAAUGAUAGUCAAUUUGUCUGUGUGUGUGUUUUGUAAAUUCUUUGGCUGAGCUGGGAAAUGUUUGGGGGCUAAACGGCAAUACACAAAAGUUUAGUACUAGACAAUGAA
Daphnia pulex (common water flea) is the source of this 2036-nucleotide messenger RNA. Its product is annotated as tRNA dimethylallyltransferase-like. The record is from RefSeq and is a predicted model, not a curated record. Gene Ontology annotation, cellular component: mitochondrion. Bases 35 to 1666 code for a protein of 543 amino acids. Gene Ontology annotation, biological process: tRNA modification. Gene Ontology annotation, molecular function: tRNA dimethylallyltransferase activity. NCBI's taxonomy places the organism in Eukaryota, Metazoa, Arthropoda, Branchiopoda, Diplostraca, Daphniidae. The transcript is spliced from 7 exons.